AUGUCGUUCUACCGUCAGGAUUCGAAAACACCAUACGACCCAGCUAGGGUUCUAGACAGAACUCCAAGAAGAGCUAGGCAUUCCAGAAAGAACAGCUUACUAUUCCUGGACCCUCCACCUAUUCCCACAUUGGCGCACCGAUCCUCAGAGAAUCACAUGAGAGCCUGCAGUCUCCCAUUGAACCAGAUUUCUCCUUAUGGGCUCCCACUGCCUGCUUCUCAGACAACGACUGUACGCCGUAUGUGCAGCAUGCUCGAUGUGGAUAUCCCGACUGCAGACGAGCAACAUAGCAACCCUCAACGCGAUGAAUGGGUUCCAUAUCAGCCUGAGGAGCACCGUGGACCGGGCCCCAACAGCAGAAUUCCGUCCGAGAGUUCUAGUGAUGGAACCAGCUUACGAUUGCUAUGGAGUCAGGAUCUUCCUCAAACACCUACCUGCGCAUCAUAUUCUCCAGGCGCCGAGUCCCCCGCGCUGCCUCCUUCGGCUUCGCCCGCCAACGUUCCUUCUCAGCCACCUCCCGCUGCUGACAACAGGAACAUUGUCCGAAGAAAGCUCACGGGUUAUGUCGGCUUUGCCAACCUGCCCAACCAAUGGCACCGAAAGAGUGUGCGCAAGGGUUUCAACUUCAACGUCAUGGUUGUUGGUGAAUCUGGCCUUGGCAAGUCUACACUAGUCAACACUCUCUUCAACACCUCUCUCUACCCCCCCAAGGAGCGCAAGGGCCCUAGCCUCGACAUUAUUCCCAAGACCGUUACCAUCCAGUCCAUCAGCGCCGACAUUGAGGAGGCUGGUGUCCGUCUCCGCCUCACUGUUGUCGACACUCCUGGUUUCGGUGACUUCGUCAACAACGAUGAGUCCUGGCGCCCCAUUGUCGACAACAUUGAGCAGCGAUUCGACUCUUACCUGGAUGCCGAGAACAAGGUCAACCGCAUGAACAUCGUCGACAACCGAAUCCAUGCUUGUGUUUUCUUCAUUCAGCCUACUGGUCACUCUCUUAAGCCUCUCGACAUUGAGGUCAUGCGCCGCCUUCACACCAAGGUUAACCUGAUCCCCGUCAUUGCCAAGGCUGAUACCCUUACCGAUGAGGAGAUCGCUGCUUUCAAGUCACGAAUCCUCGCCGAUAUCAAGCACCACGGUAUCCAGAUCUUCGAGGGUCCUCGAUACGAGCUCGACGAUGAGGAGACAAUCGCCGAGAACAACGAGAUCAUGUCCAAGGUUCCUUUCGCUGUCGUUGGCGCCAACAACGAGAUCACCAGCGCCGAUGGUCGCAAGAUCCGCGGUCGUGCCUACCCUUGGGGUAUCAUCGAGGUCGACAACGAGGAGCACUGUGACUUCGUUAAGCUUCGUCAAAUGCUCAUCCGAACCCACAUGGAGGAGCUCAAGGAGCACACCAACAACCAGCUCUACGAGAACUACCGUACCGACAAGUUGCUCGCCAUGGGUGUGUCUCAAGACCCCAGCGUAUUCAAGGAGGUCAACCCUGCUGUGAAGCAGGAGGAGGAGCGUGCCCUGCACGAGCAGAAGCUUGCCAAGAUGGAGGCCGAGAUGAAGAUGGUCUUCCAGCAAAAGGUGGCAGAAAAGGAGAGCAAGCUGAAGCAGUCCGAAGAGGAACUGUACGCCCGACACAAGGAGAUGAAGGAGCAGCUCGACCGCCAACGACUCGAGCUCGAAGACAAGAAGCAACGCGUCGAGAGCGGACGACCCAUAGAGAAGGAGGGCAAGCGAAAGGGUUUCUCUCUUCGCUAA
Fusarium coffeatum is the source of this 1746-nucleotide messenger RNA. RefSeq lists its product as uncharacterized. Bases 1 to 1746 code for a protein of 581 amino acids. Gene Ontology annotation, biological process: cytoskeleton-dependent cytokinesis. Gene Ontology annotation, cellular component: cell division site; cytosol; microtubule cytoskeleton. Gene Ontology annotation, molecular function: GTPase activity; GTP binding; molecular adaptor activity. The transcript is spliced from 5 exons. The record is from RefSeq and is a predicted model, not a curated record. Lineage: Eukaryota; Fungi; Ascomycota; Sordariomycetes; Hypocreales; Nectriaceae.